AAAUACAACAUCCCCCUUUCUCUACCAACAAUCAAAACAAAAUACCUUUAUUUUUUUUUACGCUUUAAAAUCUAUAAUUGUUUACCUUUUUGCUUCACUUGAUUGUUAAAUCUCCAUGGCUGCCAAGGUUUUUGCAUAUUUUGUCGCUUUGGUUGCUGUCUUCAGCGUCGCCAAAUCUGACCCUGAUCCCCUCCAAGAUAUCUGCGUAGCCGAUACAUCUUCAGGGGUGAAGGUGAACGGAUUUGCAUGCAAGAAGGAUGCCGAUGUAACGGAAAAUGAUUUCUUCUUUAGUGGCUUAGCCAAGCCGGCGGUGGUCAACAACACGGUGGGAUCGGUGGUGACCGGAGCCAAUGUUGAGAAAAUCCCAGGGUUGAACACCCUUGGGGUGUCGCUUUCUCGUAUUGACUAUCAACCUGGCGGACUUAACCCACCUCACACUCACCCACGCGCCACCGAGAUCAUCUUUGUUCUCGAUGGUGAAUUGGAUGUGGGGUUCAUCACCACUGCCAACAAGUUGAUCUCCAAAUCCUUAAAAAAAGGAGACAUUUUCGUGUUCCCUAAAGGUUUGGUUCAUUUCCAGCAAAACAACGGCAAAGAACCGGCAUCGGUCAUCGCCGGCUUCAACAGCCAAUUGCCGGGAACUCAGUCGAUUGCCGUUACCUUGUUUGGUUCAACACCAGCAGUGCCGGACCACGUGUUGACAAAGGCAUUCCAAAUUGGUACCAAAGAAGUCAACAAGAUCAAAAGCAGACUUGCCCCUAAGUAAAAAAAGAAGAAGGUAAUUUGAGUUUUGAGGUGAAAAAUCAUAAAAUUCUUUGCAGUUGAAUAAUGUAAUUUAAAUUACCAAAAUAAGUUCAUUUUGAGGCAAUGUAAUCAACAUCUUAUCAUGUAUUGAAUAUUUGAAGUAUUUCACACGAUAUCUAUUUUAUGAGGUUUGGUAA
Gossypium raimondii (Peruvian cotton) is the source of this 941-nucleotide messenger RNA. Its product is annotated as germin-like protein subfamily 2 member 4. Gene Ontology annotation, cellular component: cell wall; plasmodesma. NCBI's taxonomy places the organism in Eukaryota, Viridiplantae, Streptophyta, Magnoliopsida, Malvales, Malvaceae. The record is from RefSeq and is a predicted model, not a curated record. Gene Ontology annotation, biological process: plasmodesmata-mediated intercellular transport; regulation of root development. Gene Ontology annotation, molecular function: manganese ion binding. Bases 116 to 766 code for a protein of 216 amino acids. The transcript has 2 exons.